AUGAGGUUCUCAUUCGCUCUCGUCGGCGCGGCUUUCCUCUUCAACCCUUCCAUCGGUGCACCCACUGUGGACAAUGCCCUUGAGGGUCCUCCAGCUGGUGGAGAACCCAGCGAUGCUGACAUAAGGGAGAACAUGAAUACCAUAGCAAAAGACAGCUGUAUCUUCUACGCGAAGGUAGGUUCUGAGGCACAAGUCACGAAAAAGCGUGACGAGCGGGAUUAUCUCAGUGGUUAUAAGAUCUUGGAAGACACAUGGAAGGACCGGGGUUACCCCGGCAGAGCCAUUGCAGGAAUACCGGGUAGCAGAAGGGAAAGGCCUAAUAAGUUCUUUCGUAGGGCCUCCAGGGUUCUUGCUGAGGAUUGUUCCGGGAUCGUCUAUGUCUUUCUACCCGAGGGCAGUGGCAGUGACUGGUCAGAUGAUCUUUACAAAGGCUCCAUCUGGAAGGAUGACGAGUGGCCAGCUCUGGUAGCAAAUGGCGGCGUUUCCAAGGUUAUCCGUCUCGACUGGAACGACAAAGGUAAACAGGAUACCAUCAAAGGCAGCUCUUCAAAGCGUGCCGUGGCCGCCAUUGAGGCGCGUGAUCAAAACGAUAAGUGUGCCAUUUCGCUUACCCAGUGGGACAACGACCGCGUCGACGGACCCGGAGAUCGAUUCGAGGUCGAAUUCGAUGUGACCAACGGCAAUGGCGAUAUCCUAGGACACCAGGUCCGCGUCUCUAUCGGCGACUGGAACCCGUUGAGCUGGUUGAGCGGCAAGCUGUCUACUGGCCUCAUCGUCAUCCCCGGCGGCGGCAAUGUUGGCUUCUGGUACCACGGUCGUUACUGGAGUACCCAAGACAGUAACUGCCAGUUGGGUAACUGGGUCGAUGACGCAAACAACGCCCGCCACCGCGGAAUCAACUGCAAAUUCCAAUGUUAG
Molecule: messenger RNA, 918 nt
Organism: Parastagonospora nodorum SN15
Lineage: Eukaryota; Fungi; Ascomycota; Dothideomycetes; Pleosporales; Phaeosphaeriaceae
Exons: 3
Coding region: 1-918 (305 amino acids)
Source: RefSeq, a predicted model, not a curated record